This is a messenger RNA of Salvelinus sp. IW2-2015, 1973 nucleotides long. RefSeq lists its product as uncharacterized. Lineage: Eukaryota; Metazoa; Chordata; Actinopteri; Salmoniformes; Salmonidae. The record is from RefSeq and is a predicted model, not a curated record.
GUGAAAUGAAAACACGCAUUUUGUAUUUCCAUUUUUGUCUAAUCCGUCUGAUUUCUGAAGGGAUUAACGGACCAAUCAUGAAUAUUGAGAGACCGCCUGUUCGCUCACUGGGAGCAGGUCACCGUCCGCUCGUGGACUCACUCCGUCUGAAGCUGGGCUGGCUGCGGUCAAACCAUAACAGUGCAGAAUAAAACGGAGAACAACAACACAGGAGAAAGUUACAUUACUUUUUAUGACAAAUGUUUCCGACAGCUAGUCAGUCGGGUCAGAGGAUGCGCUCAAGCUAGCCGACUAAACUCCACUCUAUGGUGAAGGACGUUUCUGAUACUGGAGUUUAGUCCAUUACGCUCAAGCUUGUGCCACAGAGCGCAGGUUUAGCUGUGGGUCGUUGUGCCUGGCCAAUUUAAGUCGGCACGGAACGUGAGUUUCUUCAACUGUGGUGAAUUGCAUCUAAAUAAGAUAUCACCAAGAUCUUUCCAGCCAAUGGAGGAGGAAGAGGUCCAUAUCACACAAACAUUGGCUCCUGCCAGCUCUCCGCUUCGGUCAAGAGCCUCUGAUGACCGGGGCCUCAUCCUGAGUCUUGUCCCCAAGCCCAGCACACUUUCUCCCUCGCUUUCCCCUCCCCCCCUCCCUCCUUCAGGCUCUGCCGUCUAUUCCCUGCAGUCCAAGGUGAAUAAUCUCUCCCAGAGAACCGGAGGGAAAGAGAGAAAGAGGGAGAGGGUGAGGGAGGACAAUAUGGCCUCAGAGCUCCAGGUAGAGGGACCUGUCUCAUUCCAGGCCCUGCCCAAGCAGAAGGGCCGCAGCAGGGGGGAGGUGCCACCGCCUGUGCCCUUCCGGCACUUUGACCAGAGGAGGAGGUCCAGCAGUAGUGAAGACGAGGUAGAGGAAGAGGUGGUGGCCAGGGUACAGCUCCACACCGACCCGACUGAACCACAGAGGGAGAAGGAGAGCUGGGGUGCCAUAGGGAAGGGAGCAGAGAAGGGGGAGAGGGGAGGCCCAGCUGGGAGUGUGCCGGGGCAGUCUCGCGGUUUGGGGGAGGGGGCCAGCUUGGAGAGCUUGGAGAACAUCCAGUCAGACAGCACCGGCGCAACCAAGGAGGACCACCCUCCUUCUUCAAAGCCCGCUCCCGCAUCCUCCUCCACCUCUUCUUCCUCCUCUCACAGACACUGGGCACCUCCUAAAGGAUUCUGGAGGGUAGCACGCCCAGAGACUCUGAUUCUGAAUAGGGUGAGCACUCAGUCUACUGUGGGCACUCAGACUACAAUGCCCAUACUCUCGUCAUUUGUACGUCUGAAGGACGAACCCCCUGCAAAUGCCACCCUCUCAGGGCCCCAGAGUAAGUCAAGACUGGCUUCUGUGGAUUCUGUAGAUGAGGAGAGGGACGAGAGUGAAGGGUGUUGGAACAUGCUGCGUUCGGACAGCCUGGACUGCUACCUGGAGAGGUGUGAUAAGAAAGAAGCGAAGGAGCCUAUGGAUCCCGUGGGGGGGCUGUGGAGGGCGGAGAGCUGGGAAAGUGUGUACUCGCAGGAAGGGACGCUUUCGCUGGGGGAUACAGUGGAGGCCAACCAGAGAGCCAGAGGGCGGUCAGUGAACAGACGAAGGAACACCAAGAGAGUCGAGGAGAAAGGCGGCGUGGACAUCCCGUACCUCUGUGUUGACCAGAUAGACAAGAGAGAUGUGUCUCCAGAUGCAUCUGCCUCCUGGAACAAUGAGUGGGAUUUAACCAUUCCACAUCAGGAGCUGCUUGAACUUCCCGGCUUACACUUCAACCCUGAGGAACUUCCUCUGAGCCCCAGACAUGAGCAGGCCAUGCUCCUGCUGGAGAGGGCUCGGUUAAAAGCCCGCUUCAAUCACGCCAAAGGGGAACGCCCUCAAACCCGCCGCUCCCAUUCUGCACAGAGAUACAACCCGUAAGUCAGCUGUAUCUGCAACUCUGUUGAUCUCUAUCCCCCCUAUUAGUCUGACUACCUGAU